UGUCAGUGUGUGUGCAGACGCAGGGGCUAACCUAACACUCCUCUAGCAGCACAGCUAGUCAGAUCAUUUGUCCACUCGCCGGUGUGUCUGAGAGUGUGUGUGGAGUCUUGAGGAGCUGCUCUCUACGACGUCACACACACGAGAGGGAGACCCACUAAGCAGUGGAAGGUCUCCAUCCUUACACAUUGGACUGAGGACAGUCAACAAGCCACGGUCAGUGACAGACAGACAGACAGAGUAACUUCUUCCAGAGUUGGAUGUGCUGGGGAGAUGAUGUGCUUUUGAAACCAACAAGCUGAAGUGGAUAUUAACCCCGUAUUGACAGAACCGGAGAACUCUGAAGGGACUUUCAGCUCUCAGCAAGGACCUCACUCCAGAAGAGAGAGAGAGAGAGAGUGUGUGUGUGUGUGUGUGUGUGUGUGUGUGUGUGUGUGUGUGUGUGUGUGUGUGUGUGUGUGUGUGUGUGUGUGUGUGUGUGUGUGUGUGUGUGUGUGUGUGUGUGUGUGUGUGUGUGUGUGUGUGUGUGUGUGUGUGUGAGCAUUUAUCGGUGUGUAUCAUCAUGGAUCAGCCAGCCAGCAGCUGCAUGCGGAGCGCCCACCCCGGCAGCCCCAUUUGGGGGUGCGUGAGGAACCCUCACCCCGGAGCAGGGCUCCAGUCCCCCUACCAGCAGGCCCCCUUCUCCCUGCACCAGAAGCCUGAGUUCCUGGCCUACACAGACUUCUCCACCUCCUGCCUGGUACCCGCGCCCCACGCCCUUCCCCGCGACGACAGACUCUACCCAGAGCCCCAUGCGGGCUUUCAGAGGGCCGACUGGCAGUUCCCCCAGUGUGAGACGCGGGGCCGGGGGCAGGAGGCCUGUCCGGUGGAGCCCGUGGCGGUGGGUGGUGAAGGAGUGGUGGGGAGCGUAGCAGGGGAGAUAGACAGCACAGGUGGGGACAGGCUGCCAGGGGCAGUGGCCGGGUGUCUUGAGGGGGAGUACUCGCCACAGAGCAUGGCAUCGGCCGACACAGAGAAGAAGAGCUCCAAGAGGAAGAGAGACAUAGCAGAUAUUCAGGACUUCAAGGUGGGCUCUAACUGCAAAGCGAGGAAAGAGCGCACUGCGUUCACCAAAGAGCAGCUCCGGGAAUUGGAAACGGAGUUCACUCACCAUAACUACCUGACCAGACUGCGUCGCUAUGAGAUCGCUGUCAACCUGGACCUCACGGAGAGACAGGUGAAGGUGUGGUUCCAGAACAGGAGGAUGAAGUGGAAGAGGGUGAAAGGAGGACAGCCUGCUUCCCCUAACGACCUGGAGACAGACGACAUAGACUCUGCUGCCUCACCCAGCUCAGAGUGAGGGGAAACAGGCUGUCCUGAUAGGGGUCCCGUCCCCCCGUCCCCCCAACACAAACAUCCACAGAGAACACCAGCCAUCUUAUAAUAUCCCUAGUCGGUAGUCAGUCUGAACCCCAGUGUUUCGCCUUUUGUAAAUACUGUAGUAUUUGGUCUGGCAAGGUCCAACUUCUUUUUUACCCUUCUCUGUUGAAUGAGGACAAUAUUAGAUCUAACUUGAAAGGGGUUGUAAUAUUUUCUAUACCCAUACAAUCUAACUCUUGGAGCAUUACUGCGAUGGGAGUAUUGGAAUAAAUAAAUGAAGGAGUGGAUUAAUCUUAGUGUAGACUGACAUGUUGCAGUUUAUUACCCUGCCCGAGUGAGCACUUGUAACUCAGCGAUGACAAGUCUGUAAUUUAGAUUUUUUUGUUGUUGAGAACAUCUCCUCAGUUCUCGAUCCGUAGACAUGGUUGACUGCAGCCACCUGCGGACACUCAAACCGUUUCAGCGUUGCCAAACCUUAAGUGCCUCAAAAAUCUGAUUUUAUUCAAAGUUGUGUCGUUACGUUUUCCUAGAAUACACUUUUUCUGUCAAACAAGUUUGUCUUGUUUUUUUUGUACU
Messenger RNA from Oncorhynchus masou masou (cherry salmon), 1932 nucleotides. RefSeq names its product homeobox protein MOX-1-like. Gene Ontology annotation, biological process: somite development; positive regulation of transcription by RNA polymerase II. NCBI's taxonomy places the organism in Eukaryota, Metazoa, Chordata, Actinopteri, Salmoniformes, Salmonidae. The record is from RefSeq and is a predicted model, not a curated record. Gene Ontology annotation, molecular function: RNA polymerase II cis-regulatory region sequence-specific DNA binding; DNA-binding transcription factor activity, RNA polymerase II-specific. Gene Ontology annotation, cellular component: nucleus.